Paramecium sonneborni is the source of this 780-nucleotide messenger RNA. The record is from the annotation of a GenBank genome assembly. Lineage: Eukaryota; Ciliophora; Oligohymenophorea; Peniculida; Parameciidae.
AUGAAAGAAUAAAGACUUAAACUACUUCUUUUUAAUAUNAUUAAAUGUUUAGAAUAAAAUAAUUUAGACUAUCAUUGUUUAAGAUGUAGCAAGACUUCUCAUGUCGAAGAUUUUUAAAAUGAUUAUUUAGUGGAAUAUGAUAAAUUGAAAAAGGAUUAGAGAAUAAUGUAAAAUUUUGUAGUGAAUAAAAAAUAAUGUAUUAAAGAAUAUGCUUAAAAAUUAGCAAAUAAUUUAAUUAAUCAAAUAAGAAUUGAGCAAAAAGAAUAAUAUUCGAAAUAUGAAAUAGCCAUAGAAAAUAUCAAAAGUCUUCAUUAGUAAUUUGAAAUUAAUUUAUCAGUUUAAGACAAUUAAUAUUUGUUUGGAAAUUUAAUAUUAUAAUUUAUAACAACAAAGUAAGAAAAAAUUGAAUUUUAAUUCAAUUAAGUAUAAUAAAAUUUUGAAGAAAAGCUAAAAUGGUGUUGUAAAAUGGAGAAGCAAAAAUUCUUAGAAUAAUGCGGAUUUUUAGAACAGAAAUAAGACGAAAUUUUGAAACUUUAAAUUCGCUAAAAAGAAUUAAAAGAAGCAAUAGAUCAAAUGGAUUAAUUGCUAAAAAAUGCGGUUUCAGAAAAUACCUUAAAUUUGAUAUUAAGAAAUAUAGAGGAAAUAAAAAGAGAAAAAAAACGAAAUUCAAACUUAAUUCUUUGUUUGUUUUACAAUUAGGCUGUUCAGUAUUGCAAUUAUUUUUUAAUCCAAAAAAAGUUGGAAUAAGUGCAAAUAUAUGAAAGAUAUUAAAGUUAAUGA